Messenger RNA from Colletotrichum godetiae, 2374 nucleotides. RefSeq names its product SGT1 protein-domain-containing protein. The record is from RefSeq and is a predicted model, not a curated record. The transcript has 2 exons. Bases 436 to 2283 code for a protein of 615 amino acids. Gene Ontology annotation, cellular component: nucleus. Lineage: Eukaryota; Fungi; Ascomycota; Sordariomycetes; Glomerellales; Glomerellaceae.
CGACUAUUUAUGGGGCACUCUUCUGAACCACAAUGACGGGAUACGCCAGCAGCCAGUAACUCCAGUCUCCCGAGUUUGAGAUGUAAUUAUUGAAGGAAUUCUAUCGAUCAGUCCAAGACGAUUAGUCGCUGCCGGCAAGUCAAGCCCAAAAACUCUGUCACUGGGGUAUUCUGAAAUACGUAUUCACGAACACCCACACGUUGAUACCCAAAAAAAAAAAAAAAAAAAAAAAAAAAAAAAAAAAAACCCUCUUCGGAUUUCUGAACUAGCUUGGUGUGAAAGAAGCUCAGCUGAACUCCACUCAAAUUAAUCGACCGUGUCUGCAAACUGAGCCAAAGCUUACGAUUCUGCCAUUAAAGGACCACGACAGCGGCCGUCGUCUGCGUGCAGUUCCACAGUCAUCUGGCGAGCUUGAUCAUCUCGAAGUGAUCUAUCAUGGAUGGUUCACGAGGAGGGACAGGAGAUGGAGAGGACAACCACGAAAAGAACACCCCCAACUUACAGGAGAAUUGCGUCGAAUAUAGUAUCUUCCCUGUUGACCCCAAAGCCGCAAGUGAUCCACUAAAGCAACUUUCCCGACUCGAAGAUCUACGAAAAUCUGCUUUGCAACUCGCGAGCUCCCUGACUGCAGAUUAUAUUUGGCAAAAGGGCCUGUUUACUCUCGACGUGGUCACGGAACAAGGCAACUCGUUUCUACGAGGAACGACGGACUACGGGGAUGCGAUCGAGGACGAAUGGCUGAUUGUCUUCAUCCUCAGGGAGCUUUCCAAAGCUCACCCCACGGCAUGGAUCCGAGUCUUUGACGCUGAUGGGGAGUUUCUUCUCAUAGAGGCGGCCAACGUUCUUCCCAAAUGGUUGAGUCCUGAGACGGACCACAACCGCGUCUGGAUCAACAAUGGUCGUCUGCGAAUCAUCCCUCACACACCCGAGGACGGCGCUAAAAUCCGGCUGCUGCCGUUGUCAGAUGCUUUGCGGGUCAUCAAAUCAACCGCUGAAUCUCUUUUGCACUCCGAAUUCAUAGAGGCCGAGGCCUUUUACCGCCUUGAAAAGUACCCUGACCAGAUUCGCAAGUCUAUACACCACUCGCUCGUGACGAUUCCUCGAAGACUUGUCCAUGUCCUGCGCCAAACUCCCAAAGCCGUUGCACCAGCUGUAGAGUCAUUCUACCUCCGCGAUGCGCUAGACCUGAACGCACUCCUGUCCAGCAAGAAGAGUCUCACUUUCCCCCCGGUUGAUCUUGUCACAGUGAGCGUCAGGUUUUCCAGGGUGUUGUUCGCUCAACUCAGAUCGCAAAGGUUCGAGCCUCCUGCACCUUGGACUGACAUUAUCCAACGGGCCAAGGGGGUUGAGCAUACACGUCUGGAGAUUGGCAUGAAACUUGCAUGUGGAUUCGAAAUCAUGCUCAACAACGUUGAGAAGGCUGAUAGCCGUGAAGCCAGGGCGGCUAGCAUUGUUGUCGAGGACCUCGAGGAGGAUGGAGACUCAGUGCUCCCUACGGACGAACAAAUCCUCAGCUGGAAGGAUGCAGGUCGCAACGAUGACGAGUCCUGGAUGGACAUCAACUACGAAGACUUUGAAAGGGAGCUGUCGGGACGUCAAGGCGGCUCUCAGUCUCAGCCAAAAUCAAGCUUCGGGGAUGCUACGACACAAGCAGACCUGCGCAAAAUCGUCUCCCGGUUCGAGGCCUUCCUCAACGAUGAGAAUGCAGGACUAGACGGUGCCGAGAUCGAUGAAAUGGACAUUGAUGACGACGACGAAGAAUCCGAGGGAGGGGAGACAGACGAAGAUGAUGAGGAUGAAGACAAGGCGGUCAGCUUUGACGAGGCGGAGUUUUCUCGUAUGAUGAGAGAAAUGAUGGGACUCGCACCCGCAGAGUCCGACUUUCGUGAUGCUCCGGGCAAAUCACCUGCGGCGACAGAAAACGCUAAGCCCGUCGGGCGGGGCGAGGAAUCUGAUGACGAUGACCUUCGGAAGCUUACCGCUGCGUUGGAAGCAGAGCUCAAUGAGCACGGUGCUCUAAAGUUGGAUCAACCUCAAAACAGGGCCCUCAAACAGAAAAACCAAGGAAAGAAGGAGACAUCUGGCCAGGAAGGCAGUGGACAUGAAACGAGCAAUGAUGAGGAGGCAGACGACGAAGUUGACAUUGACUACAAUCUGGCCAAGAACCUCCUCGAAAGCUUCAAGGGCCAGAGUGGUAUGCCGGGUCCGGCUGGGAAUAUUCUAGGCAUGAUGGGACUACAGCUACCGCGAGACGAGGACGACAACUCAGGGCAAGGCAAAUAGGAGCGAUAAAGCUAGACGGCUGAGAUCCUCUAGAUCAUUAAUCAUUCUUCAUUGAAACGAUGAUUGCAUCUUCCUCCCGGAAGCAACCGUG